Pieris brassicae (large cabbage white) is the source of this 2988-nucleotide messenger RNA. RefSeq lists its product as uncharacterized. Gene Ontology annotation, cellular component: membrane. The transcript has 7 exons. The coding region runs from base 270 to 1106 and encodes 278 amino acids. The record is from RefSeq and is a predicted model, not a curated record. Lineage: Eukaryota; Metazoa; Arthropoda; Insecta; Lepidoptera; Pieridae.
AGAGAACGUCGGCUAGGCUUCGCGAGUGAACCGUCAACAAACCUUUCCCGCAACCAUUUCGAAACCGGGAACUUUAAGAAUCAAAAAUGUGACCGAAUACCCCAUGUUUUUGUUGCCAGUCAGGUGUUAAACUGCGUAUGGGAUAGGAGGCAUGGUCUAAAGGACCAGAUGAGCAGUUUCAGUGUUGGCGGUUUAGAAAGAUUACAAAAAUUGCUUCCCACGGCAGUCCGGCGCGAGCGUACAUCGCCUACCACAAACUUGGCGCUGGCAUGGAGGCGCAGACAGCCACGCCACAGGGCGAUUGCGAGUGUGGCGUCCAUCCUUCGGUCUUCUACCUUCUGGCGACUCUUCUACUUACCAGUUGUUCAACGGCGAUGUUAUGCGCGGCUAUCAUGACCGAACACUGGGAGCAUGUGUCGUGGGAACGAAGCGCACUUACGGCUUUGGCGAACGCCUCCAACACUGCCUUACAAUGGCUGCUCGAUGAGAAAGUUGUUAAGGUUGAAGACACGAGCAAGAAAAAAGGUGGAGCAACAUUCUUAGUACCAAUGAAUGGUGGCAUUUGGAAGAUGUGUGUGUCUUUGGAAGAGGAAGAAGUAUCAUUACUGACGAAUGCCGGUUUCCCGACAGAGCCGCUGUGCACAAAUUAUUUAGCAGACGACGAAUCUGAGGAACCGCGGGCUGAUUGGCAGCAUAGAAUGCAGAAUCUGUCAAUAUCAUGCGCGUUAGUCUGUCUCAUAGUAUUAGGUAGUGCUGCGCUGGUUGGAGCUUUCGGAGUUUGUAAGCAUCAGAUCAGCGCUGUGCUCAUCACUGGUGUUAUGUACCUUUUAGCGGGUUUAUUUGCGAUGUUCACACUAAUGAUAAUACACUUCAAGCGUGUACAAAGAGUAUCGACACGGGGAAGUCCCCACGUGGACGAUACAGCGGACGGUUUAAUUGGCCCACGUGGCCCCGCUCUCCCUCUAUUAUCCGCGAGGGAAUUCACUACAUCUUGGUCGUUAGAACUAGGUUGGGCAGGCGUAGUACUAGCCACGACUACUUCGUUACUCUGGAUUCUGCUUUCUAAGAUUAUGAGAUAUAAUCCACUGUCAAGCAUGAUGAUGUAAGCUUUUAAUAACGCACAUUGGACUUUAUACACCGAGAGUUAUAUAUAUGUUACGUGAUGACUUACUUAAAAAUGUCUUAAUUUUUUAAUUGCAUACGAAUCCGACCAAUACUAUCUUUAUCGCUGACCACUAUAGUUAAUAAUAAUAAUAUUUAUAAAAACCUUAUUUCGGAUACCUUACAUUUAAUUACAUGUAUUUUUCUAUGAUUCAAUUCUUUCUAGAUAUCUGUGUGCCCUUUUUUGGCAAAGGCCUCCUCCAUUUCUAUCUGCACUAUGCCACGCCACGUGUUAGUUGCCAUUCUGCAAUUGCUGCAAAUGCUAAAUGUACUAAUGUAAUAACAGUAUUCAAUUAUGUUUUUUUAGUAAAUUGAUGUUUAUUUUAAAGUUAAAAAAGGAAGGUCUAAAUUAACUACACUGGUAAGAAGAACUGGCAGGAAACUCUCCACGAUUGUUUUUAAUCAUCAAGUUUUUUUGUAAAUCGUAAGAAACAGUGACCAUAACGCCAUGUUUCACUUGACAUUCAAUUAAAGCUUGUAUAACUACCCGAAUUAAAAAUCUAAAGAAGUUUAACAGCACUUUUAAACUAACGUUCUAACAUCGUCCGUCACAAAUAAAAAAAUACUAAGCUUUCGUUAAAACGGUGCAAUGAGACUAAUUUAAUUUUUAUGAAUAUUUUGAGAAUUUAUGCAAAGGAUAACAGUUUGGUCGAAUCCGCUCUAAGACAAUUUAGAUAUGGCAACAAUUUGUAAUUAAUAUGUAAUUUAAAAAUUAAAUAACUCAAAAGUUAGUACAGAUACCGGCAAACAUCUUGAACAAAUAUCCUUGUCUGCGCAAACACGAUUUAUAGGUAUCACUGGAGGACUGGCGGCGACGGGAGAGUGACGUGUCGAUCGCGUGAUUGGUAAAUCAGUUGUCAUUAGUGAGCAGUGUCACUCACUUGUUUAGUGCUCAAGAAGUUUGCCGGUAUCUGUAUAAAAAUUAUACUCGUAUCGGUAAUGGUAAAGUCCUUUGUCCGUUGGAGCUUUUUAUUUGUACAAAAAAAAUACCGCUUAAUGUAUACUAAAAUUAUAUUAUAAAAAAGGCCGUUGGCUACGUAAGUAUCAAGAGUCAAUUAACAUAAAUACACUGUUAUAUCCAUCUUUACUAAUUCAAUAUGUUAACAAAAUGGAAUGGCAAAAUAAGUUGCCUUUUUUUCAGAUAUAUAUCUCGUAUAAAAUACCCAUAAAUGUAGUUAUUUUAAAGGAUUAAAUCUUUGGCCGUCCUAGAAGUCAUGGCAAAAACGGCAUUAUAAUUUUUCUCUGAAAUCCGUUUCGCCUUACUUUGCCUUCAAUGCGCUAAUAAAAAAGGUAUAUUUAAAAAAAAUAAAAACACUUGUGGUAUGAAUGAUGUAUCUAAUGGCUACUUAAGCAAUUUAAAAACAUGAUUUUAUUAAACAUGCUGGUUGUGCUUCUAUAAAGAUAAAUAUAGGGUAAGUUUUUGUGCCCAUUUAGUUUAGUAUUUGCCCAAAUGCAAGGUUAUCUUCGCACUUCACUUAUUUAUGCACGCUUUAUAUAAAGCCUUAUUUAUACAGCCACAGGCUUAAAAAUCCAUUUUAAAUUGUAGGUUUAACAAUACAACGAUUUAAUAAUAAAUUUAUCAUAUAUAUUAUACCUAAAAUUGUAUCUUGCUGCUAUAAUACCCUCCUUAUUCAUAAAAACAUAAUGAGUCUUAUGUAAACUCCUUUAUACAAAAGUGAUGUAUCUUGUUUGCAUAGCGUAAACAUAAUUUGACAAAAAUGUGAUCUGUCAAAACUGUAAUAAAAUUUAUUUUGUUUUUAUGAAUGUAUGAAUAAAUGCUAAUAACAUAUAGCUGAAUAUUAUCAAGGUGCUCUAUCUGCUGUUUCU